Messenger RNA from Olea europaea var. sylvestris, 1675 nucleotides. Its product is annotated as transcription factor bHLH130. Gene Ontology annotation, biological process: regulation of transcription by RNA polymerase II. The record is from RefSeq and is a predicted model, not a curated record. The transcript is spliced from 6 exons. The coding region runs from base 256 to 1392 and encodes 378 amino acids. Gene Ontology annotation, cellular component: nucleus. NCBI's taxonomy places the organism in Eukaryota, Viridiplantae, Streptophyta, Magnoliopsida, Lamiales, Oleaceae. Gene Ontology annotation, molecular function: RNA polymerase II cis-regulatory region sequence-specific DNA binding; protein dimerization activity; DNA-binding transcription factor activity, RNA polymerase II-specific.
AAACCCAUUUCUCAAAGAAGAAAGUGAGAAAAACCUGCAGGUUUAAAUCUCACCCCUAGCCGUGAGUCACUGAACCGGCACCGACUGUGUUACGGGGAAAACCAAGAAUUCCAUUUGAUUUUUGGCAAAAACAAAACCCAAGAAUAGCAUAGAUCUAGUUGCUUCAAGUACAAGAUUUCGCUUCCAACAGCUUAAGAAACAAGCAGUUUCUUCUUGAUAAAGACCUGAGAAUUUUUCUGGGGAUAAGGCGAAGGAAUGUAUGGUGAUUCCCAUGCAUUAUCUUCUGAUUCGGGGCCUAUAAUUCCAUCGAAUUUGAGGCCUAAAGAACAGCAGCUGCAGCAGGUUCUAUUCAUGGAUUCUGAAACAAACACAAAUUAUAGCCAUCAAAACAUUUCUGGGUUGGCGAGGUUUAGGUCAGCUCCCAGUUCCUUGUUUGCUAAUUUUAAUGAUGGAGUUGAAACUCAAGGAUUGACUUCAAUGUUUGAUUGUGGUGGUGAAAAGGCUGCUGCUAAUGAAUUUUCACAGUUGCCGCCGCAGUAUCCACGGCAAAGUGGUGUCCAUGUGGAUGGUGGCGGAUAUAGAGUUUCGGGUUUAACGAGAAUGGAUCAUCAGGGACAAGGAAAAAUGGGUUCCAGUCUUACGAGACAAAACAGUUCCCCUGCCGAACUCUUCUCUCACCACACAGCACAAAAUGGCUAUGCCACGGCGAGAGGUAUUGGGAGUUACAGAGCUAGUGCUAAUGUUGAUCCAAGUCCAUCUUCGAGCACAUUCAAGAAUCAUAUGAGCUUCUCCUCCUUAGGAAUGUUGUCUCGAAUCACAGAAGUCGAGAACGAAAGUGGUGGAGCUAGUGGCCUUGAUGAUACGAAGGUCGGAAAUAGCAACUAUGUUAAUUCAUCUUAUGGUACUGGAUUCCCAUUUGGUUCUUGGAACGAUUCUACGAAUUUUGGAGAAAACUUCAAUGGAAUUAAAAGGGAGUUCGAUAAUGAUGGGAAGGCUUUUGUGAAUAAUGAGAAUGCGGAGUUCGGAAGUAGGCCACAUUUUCUGUCUCACCAUAUAAGUUUACCGAAAACUUCGGCUGAAAUGGCUGCUGUCGAGAAAUUUCUGCAGCUCCAAGACACUGUUCCCUGUAAAAUCCGUGCGAAACGAGGUUGUGCCACUCAUCCACGAAGUAUCGCUGAAAGGGUAAGAAGAACACGAAUCAGCGAAAGAAUGAGGAAGCUGCAGGAGCUUGUCCCGAACAUGGACAAGCAAACGAACACAGCAGACAUGUUAGAUUUCGCGGUCGAUUAUAUUAAGAACCUCCAGAAACAGUACAAGACACUUAGCGAUAAUCGAGCAAACUGCAAAUGCUCAGCCUCCCAGAAGUCCGUUCCAAAUCAAACACGUCAUUAGCUACUGUCUCAAAAUAAAGGUGAAGGGGGAGAACACAAGUGCAAAAUCGAUUUUCUGCCCUAAAACCGGAGAAUAUGGAGGAGAAACUCUGAUUUUUUCCGAAAUUGUUUUGCUUAAUGUAGAAUAUAGUAUAAGAUGUUAGUAACUGUAGGCCAAUGGAGUCUACAAAUAUAUUUAGGAAGAACUGAAAGAACAUAUAUGCCAAUUGUACAUUUCUUCUUAUAUGCAGUAUUUUCCUUUUUAGGUAAAGAUAUGAUAAUUUGGAUAUGGUUUUGUUGUUGAA